GAACUUUUCGGAAACCUUUUAAAUUUCUCCUAAACUUAAAUUGAAAAAUCCAACGACGUUACGACAUAGAAAAAGCAUUUCUUUAUUUUUUGAGACCGAUCCGAAAUUUCUAGCUCGAAAAAUGGCUGAGGUAUCUUGGAAGUACAAAACCCUGUAGUCAUAAAAAGAGAUUUUGAGAGAAAAAGCUAUGCAUUAGUUGAUCUACUCUGGAACUUCUGGGAAAAUACUUGUAACUUUUGACGCAACGUUGUACAAGAUUGUGCAAUGUCUUAUUCUGAUCAGAAAAGUCUGCUCUACAAGUCUGCUUAUGAGGUUUUUUUUCUAUAAAAUAUCUCGAUCAGAGGCAAUAAUUUUACCUAGUCAUGGAAAUAUCGCGCUAAACAUUAGAACUAUCACGGCAAAAUAAAUUUAUCGGUCUCUAUCGAGAUGAAAUACUGCUCCGAUAAAGAAGCUUUCCACGAUAAUUCUAAUAUUUAUCGAGGUAGAAUAAGGCAUUCCACUAGUGCUAAUAUGCAUCAUGAUGAAACUUAUUAUCUCGAGAUCAUGGCAAAUAUAUUUUAGUUCUAUAAAGCUAGAUAAAUUUAUUUAAGGCAAUAAAGAUAGUAUUUAUCGCAAUAUUUUCUGUAUCCCGAUGCAUGGCAAAUAAAUUAUUUUCUGAUAUUUUUUAAGCGGUAAGGUGAUACAAUUCAUCGAUAAAAGUGCCAGGGGUUGUGACGGAGCACCGAUUUUAUACUGUUUUAACGCGUAAACAGAUUGUGUCCGGUUGUACGGCAUUAAAUGAUUCAAAUAGCGCGUUUUAGCGGGAUAUCUUAUUUCUUACGUUGGAGUAAGUUAAUUCUUCGUAAGUAACGCGGUAUUAACGUACAUUAUACAGUGCAAGAAGAUAAAAAGUCGUAGAAAAAGGAAGAGAAAUUACGAAAACCUUUUGCGCGAAAUUAAAGAGAUAUUGCAUAUUAACGAGAUAAGAAGAGUAGCGAGGUCAGCGGGCGAUCCUGAUGGCAUUCCCGUUUCAUUUUUGUUGAAAUCUGAACGCCAGCACAAUUUUGUCUCGUAUAACGAGAAAAUGCUGAUCUUGGCAAAGUAAAAUCGCGAUCUUAUAAUCGUAAUAGCCAAAUCAGUAAUGAGAUUCCGUUCCAGUUUGUGUUUCAGAAGUGUGACAGGAUCACGGUAAUAUUACAGCAAGAUUUUCCCUUUGCAGAGGAAAAUUUUUCAAACUAAUCAUUCUUUGUCUUCCGCAGAUCUGGUUUAGGCUGUUUCAUGAAAUAGUAAGAAAGAGAGAAUAUAAAUUCCCAUCAAAUAAAUCGUUGCACGAAGCUAGGAUUAAAUACACUAACUUCAUAUUUUCCUUUUCCUCUGUAACCAUGUAAUGUUUUUUUUAUUUCGUCUAUCCGUCGAAAGAAGAAAAACAGAUAGAUAAUGUGGAUAUAUUAUCGUCUACUGUGUUUAUCCUUCGUCCUCUUUUAACAUACGAUAGACCUCAAUAAACGUGAAGAAAGAACAGUAGUAACAAUUAAAACAUCUAUUUUCAUGACGAUCAAAAAUAUAGACACGCAAAUUUCUAUUUAGGCUGUUGCAGCCCAGAAAAUAAAUGACAAAUUGGGGUGUUGUACAAAAAAUAUAAGAUCAAAAACUUUAGUUAAACUUAAGCUAAAACUAGAUAAUCUAUCUUAUAAAGAUAUUUUUAUCGGUAUAUAAAGCGUUCUUAUUCCGUUGACUUAGGCAAAUCCACAGGUAUCUGUUAACUUUCAGUAACUUUUCUUCGCUCAAGUUAGAUCCAAGUUAGUCAUCUAACUUCCUUAACUCAGACAUCUAACCUUCUCUUUUCGUUUUUUCAUGAAACACAUUCUGUUUAAGAGUCGCUGCACGAUAGAGAUGACUUAAGUUACUCAGUCUAUGUCUGAACUUUUUGUUCAUAUUUGCAUAGUAGGUAGCAACGACACACUUACGAAGAUUGCUAAAAGUUUUUCGUUGGAACUUAUUUUCCUGAAAAGUUAUGGAAUAUUUCGUAAAAACCUUAAAAAUAGGCUGAAACGAUAACUAUAUGAAAGUGAAAUUUCUUUUGUUUAUAUCUUGGUCUGCGAAGUAGAUAAAGAGUCCAGAUUUGGAGCAUAAGUAGUCGAGGUUCAGUACUAUGUAUAGCCAAGAGUAUAUGCAAAAACAACUGUCGCACAUGUGGGGGCAUAUACGCACAACAACAAGACUUUUUAUGCAUAAUUGCAGUAUAAAAAUGACCCAGUUGAAGAUCGAUUUUCUCGCCUGGUACCUCUUGAAAUUUUGGCGCUCAUAUGCCAAUGAUGAGUACUCAUGCCAGCUUGUCAAACUAUGCUUUCAGAUUUAUGGCGUAUUCAGCUUCAGUCUGGUUUAUUACAAUAGAUUUUUUUUUGAACCGUUGUAAUAAACCAGACUCAAGUUGAAUACGUCACAAAUCUGAAAGCAUAGUUUGACAAGCAAUCAACAUCGUCCUUAUUGCCAACACAACCUACACCCUCUGAUACAGCAAUUCAAAAUAAUAUUUCUUCACUACCACCAACACCAUCGUUCGUAUCGCCACGACAACAAGCUUCUUCAUUAACAACAUGUCAGGACUUGAUAGCCGAUGUUACGUCGCGUUUGACAACUCUACCUCUCUCUACACAAAAACAAACAUGGGCUUGUUUUUCGGCUAUUUCGAAUGCAUUGGUUUCCAGUUCUGGUAUUGACAUUGGAACAUUACAAACAGUAAUGUCAUUAUCACCAUUACCUUCACGUACACAGACAGCAUCACCAUCGGUUUCAGGUAAACGGGUCGAAUUUGCUGGUGCAACAAAAAUAACAUCAUCAAUCACCCUUUCUACCAAAAAUGCGAAUAAACGACCGUUGAGUAUUGUGGAUGUCGAUGAUUUUGACGACGAUGAAAUUGAUGAGAACUUGACACCAAAAUUGAAAAAACGUCAACCACCACCAACAGCUCGUGUCAGUUCACUGUUGGGUCGAUUAGAAGAUGUAUUAACUCCAUUCGAAAAGUACACAAAGCAAAAUAUUAUUCCGUACAUAAGUACUGACGACGGCGAAGAUUAG
Messenger RNA from Didymodactylos carnosus, 3057 nucleotides. The record is from the annotation of a GenBank genome assembly. Lineage: Eukaryota; Metazoa; Rotifera; Eurotatoria; Philodinida; Philodinidae.